This is a messenger RNA of Coregonus clupeaformis (lake whitefish), 1962 nucleotides long. RefSeq names its product nucleoporin 42 (gene nup42). Gene Ontology annotation, molecular function: nuclear export signal receptor activity; metal ion binding. The record is from RefSeq and is a predicted model, not a curated record. The coding region runs from base 115 to 1443 and encodes 442 amino acids. The transcript is spliced from 8 exons. Gene Ontology annotation, cellular component: nuclear envelope. NCBI's taxonomy places the organism in Eukaryota, Metazoa, Chordata, Actinopteri, Salmoniformes, Salmonidae.
CAUUUUCAAAAUGGCGUAAUCUGAACGAAAACAAUGUGGUGUUGAAAAGUAUAGUGGGAAACGAGAGGAUUUCGUUUAAUUCACCGCACCGAAAACUAUAAAUUCUGCCACAUUAUGACGGUGUGCAACUUUUGGAUGCAAGGCCGGUGUCGAUAUGGCGACAAGUGUUGGAAUGAGCACCCAAAAGGCGGCGGCGGUGGUGGUGGUAGCGGGUACGGUGGAGAUAACAACAGCCGUCCCCCUCAACAGUCCAACAGAGGCGGAGGAGGAGGGUUUGGGAACAGAGUGUGGGUGAACCCAGCUCAGAGGUCUGGAGGAGGAAACUACGUCCAGCCGUCGUCCUUCUCCUCCCAGCAGGGUGGGGAUGACUGGGGGGGAGGAAGAGGAGGGGGAGGAGGGGGAGGUGGGGGCAACAACUGGGGUCCAGGAGGAGGAGGAGGAGGAGGAGGAGGAGGAGGAGGAAGGGACACCCAAGUCAAGAGCUCCAACUUCAGUUUCGCAGCCUCCUCUCCAAACCAAAACAGAUUUUCUGCCUUAAACACUCAAAGCAGCUUCGACAAGGCUGGGAGGGAAGAAGAUGACAAUGAGAAACACCUGGAGACCAUCCAGAAGGAUAUGGAGAUCUGGGAGACUUCAGGCCAGUGGCUUUUCUCCUGUUACUCUGUCCUUAAAGCAACCAUCUCAGGGUUUACAGAGCUCUCUCCAGAGGAGCUGAGACUGGAGUAUUACAACGCCAAGCCGUCUGGAGACCUGCAGGGAUAUGCUAACGUCAUCAAUCAGCUGGUCAACCAAUGGAGAAGCAGAGUCCAGGAGCUGAGGGCUAUGAGUGGCAACACCAGAGUCGCUAUGCUUGCAGAGCUGGACAACCCAGCACCACAGGCAGCGUCUGGAGGUUUUGGGUCGACACCAGUUACCGGCUUUGGGUCCUCAGCACCAUCAGGCUUUGGAGCAGGUUUCGGAGUGCCGGCCCAGGCCCCAGUCCAGGACACCACGGGUGCCAUCAAUUUCAGCUUUGCUGCGCUGGGUGCAGCUUCUGGUUUGGGCAGUGCUGUGGCAGCCAUCGCACAACCUCCCACUGGGAUCGGCUCUACAGCCACCACUGCUCCCUCGGCAGCAGGUUUCUCCUUUGCCACCACCAAGGAGCCGACCUCUGCCGGUUUCGGAGCUCCUGCCUCUCCGUCCGGGUUUAGCUUCGCCUCGACGACCACCGGUGGAGGAGGAGGAGGAGGAUUUGGAGGGAGUGGUUUCGGGAGUGCGGUGCCAGUGGCUGCAAGUGGUUUUGGACAGGCGAGUGGAGGGUUUGGGGGUAUGGCCCCAACAGACAGUCUCUUCACCGCCAAGAGCCAGCUGAGUGAAGAGGAGCUGAAGGAGUUUGGAGGGAAGAGGUUCACCCUGGGGCAGAUACCACUCAGACCUCCCCCUGUUGAUAUGCUGGUGGUCUGAGCCCACCAUGGACAUCUGCAAAAUGGUUUGUCUCCUUUCCUUUAACUGACCUGAUGGGAAAGACCUGGACUGAAUGUCUCUGAACCCUUUUUGAUGAGUAAAAAAAACAACAACACUUAUUUACAGAAUCUUCCCCCAUCCUUGAUGUGUAAUCGCUGAUCUGACUAGUUUCUACUGAUAAAAAUCGAUCAAAUGGAUUCUGAAUGAUGCCACAUCACGUUUCAACCAAGAUGGUGUUCCUGGUAAUAGUUCCUUGGCCAUGUGGUUGAAAUGUUUCCUUUUUAAAUGGAGGAGGAGAAUGUAAGACACGUGAUCAUAGUGGGACUACUGCACCAGGAACUCAAAUGGGCUACUGUUUUGCUAUUUUAAAAUAAAAAUAAGUGGGUUUUAAUUAUGGUUGGUGGUAUUUUUGCUACGCAUAGCAUUUUUAAACCAAGUUAUGGGCGUUUUGUUGCCUUACAACCUGGAAUUAAAAUUGAUUUUUUUUGGGGGGGUUGUAUCAUUUGAUUUACACAACAU